AUGGCGCGAUGGCUGCCUCGCUCCACCGACCUGGCCCGCUUCUGCCAGAAACUCAACCGGGUGAAGACCUUGGAGGACGACAUGAUGGAGACGUCAUUCAACAGAUGCCUUUCCACCAUCGACCUGACGCUGCUGGGCAUCGGUGGCAUGGUGGGCUCUGGGCUGUACGUCCUCACCGGCACCGUGGCCAAGGAGAUCGCCGGCCCCGCCGUCAUCGUCUCCUUCAUCAUCGCUGGCUUUGCCUCCCUCCUGGCUGCCCUCUGCUAUGCCGAGUUUGGAGCCCGGGUGCCCAAGACGGGCUCUGCCUACAUGUUCACCUACGUGUCAGUGGGUGAGAUCUGGGCCUUCCUCAUCGGCUGGAACCACUUCCUGGGGGCCGCCCUCCUGCUGUUAGCCACUGCCUUCAUCUCCUUUGGGGCCAAAGUGUCCUCCUGGCUCAACCACGUCUUCUCGGCCAUCAGCAUGGGUGUCAUCCUCUUUAUUCUCAUCAUGGGCUUCAUCCUUGCACAGCCCAAGAACUGGAGUGCCCAGGAGGGUGGCUUCGCCCCGUACGGACUGUCGGGCAUCAUGGCUGGCACAGCCACCUGCUUCUACGCAAUGAACACGGUCCUGCUGAGCAACCUCUUCUCCCUGCCACGCAUUGUCUACGCCAUGGCCGAGGAUGGGCUCUUCUUCCAGGUGUUCUCCCGAGUGCAUCCCCGCACACAGGUGCCCGUCGUUGGCAUCGUGGUCUUCGGGCUGCUCAUGGCCCUGCUGGCCCUCGUCUUCGACCUCGAGGCCCUGGUGCAGUUCCUGUCCAUCGGCACGCUGCUGGCCUACACCUUCGUGGCCGCCAGCAUCAUUGUCCUGCGCUUCCAGCAGCAGAAGGUGGCUGCCCCGGCGGCGGGUGGCCGCCCCAGCCACGAGCCCCCCGAGGGUCCCUCCGCUAGUGAGCUGAAGGAGUACGAGUCCUUCUCCGACAAGCUCCAGCUGGUGGACAGGGACAAGAACAAAGAGCACCGGGAGCCAGGGCAGCUGAAGGCAGCUUUUGAGCCCUACCUGGAGUUCCUCAGCGACUUCUACCCGGGCGAGGUGGUCACGGUGGCCGUGGUGACCCUGAUGGUCGUCUGCCUCUGCUCCGUCUUGGUGUUCGGCAACACUCAUCUCCACCUGCCCACCUGGAGCUACUCCCUGCUGCUGGUCCUCUUCAGCCUGGGCUUCCUGCUCAGCCUCCUCCUCAUCUGGGCGCACGAGCAGCAGCGCAACACGCAGACCUUCCAGAUCCCCCUGGUUCCCCUCUCGCCAGCGCUGAGCAUCGUCCUCAAUAUCUACCUGAUGCUGAAGCUCAGUUACAUGACGUGGCUCCGCUUCGCCGUCUGGCUGCUCUUGG
Messenger RNA from Apaloderma vittatum (bar-tailed trogon), 1369 nucleotides. RefSeq names its product solute carrier family 7, member 4 (gene SLC7A4). Gene Ontology annotation, biological process: amino acid transport; transmembrane transport. Gene Ontology annotation, cellular component: plasma membrane. Lineage: Eukaryota; Metazoa; Chordata; Aves; Trogoniformes; Trogonidae. Gene Ontology annotation, molecular function: amino acid transmembrane transporter activity. The record is from RefSeq and is a predicted model, not a curated record.